AUGCUCGCUCAGGUGGCCCGACCAUCAAGGCAUGCUGUAGCACGACUAUUCGAUAGCCGCUGCUUCCUUCUGUUGGUACGGGUACCUCGAUCUCAACCUCAACGGCAAGGCAGAUUAUGGCGACCCAAGUAUUCCUGCUCGAGAGGCAUUGCGACCUCGGCCACCCACUUCCGCCGCUAUCUCAUAUCUGAAGGUCGUGCCACCACACCUUCAGCGACCAAGGCCUCCGCCGAUUCGGCCUCGUCCUCGUCCUCUUCCGCUCAUCCCACGCUCUCCUAUCCCUUCUACCUCGAGACCGGUUACUCGAUCUUCGCCAAACGACCCUCGCGCCCUUUCCCACCUCCUUUCGUCUCUCUGCCCUCGGGCUCCUUCUCAGACCCUCUCACGACCCACAACCCUUCCUCCAUCCCGCGCGGCGCCCGCCGUCCGACCGUGAACGGAGAACUCGUCCGUGGCAUCACAAACGGCGACGACGCGAUCAUCAUCUCCGCGGCUCGGAACUUCGUCGCCGUCAAUGAUGGCGUGGGUGCGUGGGCGCAGAAGGAGAGGGGUCACGCGGCUCUCUGGAGUCGAUUGAUCGCGCACUUUUGGGAUGUCGAGGUCGAGAAAUCCCUCGCAGGGCCGGACGGGAAGAACUCGGUGGAACUGGGCAAGGUCGACCCGGUCCAGAAUCUGCAGGAUGCGUACGUCGCGACCAAGAAAGCCACCAAGGGACAGUUGAACAGGGAUAAUCGCGAAGACGAAGGCUACUCGGAGGCUGAAGACGGGGACCGCAAGCAAGAAGAUGGUGACGAAUCUUCCUCCUCAACACCCCAGGAAAGCAAGGAAACGAAGGAUACGAAGGAGUCGACAAAAAACGACAUUCUUGGAACGACAACGGCCUCCUCGGCGCUCCUCUACUACAAGCCGCCCUCUGGAUCGCAGACCGAACCCACGCCAGUAAUCUUCGCCACAACCCUAGGCGACUGCAAAAUUCUCCUCAUCCGCCCUUCAGCCCCGUCGUCCUCCGAGACGGAAAGCAAAGACGGUUCUGGGAGUGAGCGCAUCUUCUACCGCUCCAAAGAACAAUGGCACUGGUUCGACUGUCCCCGCCAACUGGGCACCAACUCUCCCGACACACCGCUCCAGAACGCCGUCUGCGACAUCAUCGACAACGUCCAGGUCGGCGACGUGGUCGCCGUCCUGAGCGACGGCGUCACCGACAACCUGUGGGAACACGAGAUCUGCGACAACAUCUGCGAGAGCAUGGCCCGUUGGAACGGCGACCACUCUUCGCAAGCGGCGAACAACCACAGGGAGGAGCAGGAGCAGGAGCAAGAGGAUCUCGAGGCCAAGAAGGACGGCAUCAUCUACGUCGCGCGACGGCUGAUGAAUGCCGCAAGGGAGAUCGCCAUGGAUCCCAACGCCGAGUCCCCCUACAUGGAGAGGGCGUUUGACGAGGGCAUAGCCGCCGAGGGGGGCAAGUUGGACGAUAUUUCGGUUGUCAUUGGCGUGGUGAGGAAGACCAAGAAGGAGUGA
This is a messenger RNA of Fonsecaea multimorphosa CBS 102226, 1518 nucleotides long. RefSeq lists its product as uncharacterized. The record is from RefSeq and is a predicted model, not a curated record. The coding region runs from base 1 to 1518 and encodes 505 amino acids. Lineage: Eukaryota; Fungi; Ascomycota; Eurotiomycetes; Chaetothyriales; Herpotrichiellaceae. The transcript has a single exon.